Messenger RNA from Acanthosepion pharaonis, 486 nucleotides. The record is from the annotation of a GenBank genome assembly. Lineage: Eukaryota; Metazoa; Mollusca; Cephalopoda; Sepiida; Sepiidae.
AUGUAUCUCUCUCUCUCUCUUUCUCUCUCUAUUACCACUCUCUUGAGUUGCGUACCUGGUACUUUUAAUUGGGAAUGUAUCUCUCUCUCUCUGUUUCGUGAGUUGUGUACCUGGUACUUUUCAUUGGGAAAGUAUCUCUCUCUCUCUCUCACUCUCUCUCUAUCUCUCUUUCUUGAGUUGUGUACCUGUUACAUUUUAUUGAGAAUGUAUCUCUCUCUCUCGCUCUCUCUCUCUCUCUCUCUCUCUCACUUUCUUGAGUUGUGUACCUGUUGUGUCCCUGGUACUUCAUUUGGGAAUGUAUCUCUCUCUCUCUCUUCUUUCUUGAGUUGUGUACCUGUUACUUUUUUAUUGGGAAUGCAACUCUCUCUCUCUGACUCUCUCUCGCUCUCUCUCCCUGGUAUUCAUUUGGGAAUGUAUCCUCUCUCGUCUUUUUUAUUACUUUUUAUUGGGAAUGUCUCGCUUUCUCUCUCUCUCUGUCUUUCUUGA